CAGGCCCAACCCAAACAAGGGCAUCUGGAAUUGGAAAGAGAGGCAGUUGGUCUUGAAAAGACCCAGGCACUGUAGGUAUUUGAGGUGAUUAUGGCCAUGUGUGGAAGAGGGAGGGCCCAUACGAUUCUCUCUAACAGGAUGAGUAACUCUGUGUGCACUGAGAUCUGCACAACUUGCUGGCACGGGAAUCUCUUCUAUUUUAAUUUGAGACUGGGGAUUAUAGGAUUCCAUUGAGUAAGCCUUGAAAGGAGGACACAAAGAUCAAGGGACCAACCCUGAGAUCAGAUUUCCUUAUUUAACUGCACUGCUUAGUACAGUCCGUGAUUUAGGAGUUGCCCUCCUCUUCGCCAAGGGGAAAGUGGCAGUAAGUUUUUCAGGGCCAUAAUCAUGGGACAAAGUUAAAAUCAUGGGACUUCCCUUUAAAAAUUGAUGUAUUGAAAGACCUACACAUUCUUAAUGAUUCAAGUGCCUGUUCCCAGCUUUCAGUUGGUGUCCAUGGAAAACGUUGGAGAACAAGUUGUGUGCCUGAUUGCUUAUCAUCUACUUUUUGCAAUGUUCGUCUGGUCAUAUUGGAAAACUAUCUUUACAUUACCAAUGAAUCCUUCAAAAGAAUUCCAUCUCUCUUAUGCGGAGAAAGAAUUGUUGGAGAGAGAGCCAAGAGGAGAAGCCCAUCAGGAAGUUCUUCGGCGAGCUGCCAAAGAUCUCCCCAUCUAUACCAGGACCAUGUCUGGAGCAAUCCGAUAUUGUGAUAGAUGCCAACUCAUAAAACCAGACCGCUGCCAUCACUGUUCUGUCUGUGACAAAUGUAUUUUGAAGAUGGAUCAUCAUUGCCCUUGGGUGAACAAUUGUGUUGGAUUUUCAAAUUAUAAAUUUUUCCUCCUUUUCUUGGCUUAUUCUCUGCUGUACUGCCUUUUUAUUGCUGCUACAGAUUUACAGUAUUUUAUCAAAUUUUGGACAAAUGGCCUACCCGAUACUCAAGCCAAGUUCCAUAUUAUGUUUUUAUUCUUUGCCGCAGCUAUGUUUUCUGUCAGCUUGUCUUCUCUGUUUGGCUAUCAUUGUUGGCUAGUCAGCAAAAAUAAAUCUACAUUAGAGGCGUUUAGAAGUCCUGUAUUUCGACACGGAACGGAUAAGAAUGGAUUCAGCUUGGGUUUCAGUAAAAACAUGCGACAAGUUUUUGGUGAUGAGAAGAAGUACUGGUUGCUACCCGUUUUUUCAAGUCUAGGUGAUGGCUGCUCCUUUCCAACUUGCCUUGUUAAUCAGGAUCCUGAACAACCAUCUACUCCUGCAGGAAUGAACUCAACAUUGAAAACUCCUGAAAACCAUCAGUUCCCUGCAAAGCCCUUGAGAGAGUCCCAGAGUCACCUUCUCACGGAUUCCCAGUCUUGGACUGAGAACAGUGCAAACCCAGGAAAAGGCAAAGCUGGUAUGAGCAAUCCUGCAUUAACCAUGGAGAAUGAGACUUAACUCUUCAAACAAAAUAAAUUCAUACUUUAUGAAAGUAUCAGUGCUGCAGGUGGACGGCAGAGGCUUCCCACAGGAAGGCACCACGGGCCCGUGGUUCCCAUUUCUUCUUGGCUGAAUAUGCAGAAUAUGAAUUGGUUAGUUCUCUCCAAGCCGUUGCUUAAAAUAUAACACAUUUAAAAAAAAAACCAGUAUAGAGAUUGUUUCAACUAACACAAAUUCCUGUUAAAUAUUAAAAGUAAUAAUGGUUUAUGAAUCAAGGACAAAAAUAUCUUCUAUCAUAAAAACUUGGAAUAAAUUCAUGGGCUUAUUUUCACCCAAAUAUUUGGGUUGUAGAAUGUAUACACAUAAAAAGCCCAUUAACCAUCUGAUUUUUCUGAUUCAGAAAAUUGAGACUAUUAAGAUACUGAAGUUUAAAAGAUUUCAAAUUACAGUAUAAUGAGAGCUUUAUUCAUAAAACCUGUUAGUUACCUGUGAGGUGGAGGGAGCCUGUCAGACUUGUUUCUUCCCUCUGCUGUAAAUCUGGCCCCAGACUGAGUGAACUCUAAUGACUAUGAAUUCAUUGCAAAUUUUAAUUGGCCCACACUUGAAAACUACCAUCAUUUUUUGCCAGACUUUAAUUCUAGCCUUUGUUCCCUGCUGGAAAAGAAGUGUGAUCAUUGAUUGAAGACUGAGCUCACUGAUAAGCAACUAGCUGGCAAAUUUUUUGUCACAACUAACACAUUUCUAUUACAUCCAAGAUAUAUUUUUCAUCUCUCCCAAUCUUCUUAAACCGGGGGAAAAUCUAUAUAAGAACAAUUAUGGUUGGUUUAUUAUGUUCUUUUGCCAGUAUGGGUUUUUUGAAAAUCUGUUUUUUAGGUUAUUUGUUCUAGUGAACAGAGCAAACGUAUUGAAUUUGUUAAGCAUCGCCAAUGGGCCAAUAGAUUAAUCCUCCAUUGGUAUCUAUAUUUUUUCCGUGUCCCCUCUCAUCAAAAGUAUGACACUUAACUUUAUAGUUCUUCAAAUACUUAAGACUAAAUUAUGCAAAUCAUUAAAACAAAUCGUAUACUUUCAGAAAUUUAGUUCAACCUGAACUAAAUGGCGUGCUGUUUGGAAAUUGAGUUUAAGGUAAACUAAUGUGGUGUGUUUGUCAAUGCCAAAACGUUCGGCUUUGGUAAAUAUACUAGGAAGCUCUUGUGCCUUGUACGCACUAUUUGAAAAAGUUUUAUUCUUUUUUUGAGUGGAGUGUAAGUUUUGUAAAUGUUAGAGAUUAGAAUAAGCUUAAACAGUUUUUGGUACUGAUUUUGAGAAUUUAAAGCAGAUUAUCUUUUAAAACGUGCACAGUUAAGGAACCAGUAUUUAAUCAAAGAGACAAUGGUAUUACACUUUUCAAAAUCCGAGUUAGACAAAAAUGCAACACUGAAGAGACCAGGAGACUGGAGGAUAAUGGAGUAGAAAGAUCCUUGCUUCUUUCUAAAAAUAUAAAGCUUACAUUUUAAUGAGUUUAUGAAAGAACCAAUGUCAGCCAAGUCCAUUUAAAGAUCAUUUGAGUGCAAUUCUUUGAACAACUGGGAUACUCUUUCCGAUUUUUUUUUUUUUUUAAACCUGAAGACUUUGAUCUGACAAUCCGUUUCAGGAAAUCUCAGAAGAUAUGAUGCAUUUUUACUUGUUACUUUUAAAGCAUUUUUUGGUCAUCAUUUUUUAUUACCUGAAGUGCCAGGUUGGAACCUAUAGCUACUGCUACGAGUCUUAAGGGCAACAACAUCACGUGAUGUAUUACGAAAUAUAUGCAGCCAGGUUUUUUCAAAGCACAGUACUAUAGCCAUUUUUGUGGACAGGAUUUUGUGAGGUGUUCCUUCUUGUCAAAAUAGAAGCUAAGAAAAAAAGUGGGGUUUUUAUUCUUUCCCUUGGGAGAGUACUGUUAAAUUUUCCCCCUUUAGGUCUUUUGUGUAAUUAUUGAUAUACAUGAUGAGUUGAUACACAGUAGAAUCAUUCGAAAAAAAUUUUUACGAAUAAAUUUUUUUCCAUUAA
Molecule: messenger RNA, 3471 nt
Organism: Acinonyx jubatus (cheetah)
Lineage: Eukaryota; Metazoa; Chordata; Mammalia; Carnivora; Felidae
Gene: ZDHHC2
Product: zinc finger DHHC-type palmitoyltransferase 2
Exons: 13
Coding region: 457-1464 (335 amino acids)
Biological process (GO): protein targeting to membrane; peptidyl-L-cysteine S-palmitoylation
Cellular component (GO): Golgi apparatus; endoplasmic reticulum
Molecular function (GO): protein-cysteine S-palmitoyltransferase activity
Source: RefSeq, a predicted model, not a curated record